This is a messenger RNA of Dendronephthya gigantea, 1929 nucleotides long. RefSeq lists its product as uncharacterized. The transcript has a single exon. The record is from RefSeq and is a predicted model, not a curated record. The coding region runs from base 1 to 1929 and encodes 642 amino acids. Lineage: Eukaryota; Metazoa; Cnidaria; Anthozoa; Malacalcyonacea; Nephtheidae. Gene Ontology annotation, biological process: DNA integration. Gene Ontology annotation, molecular function: nucleic acid binding.
AUGUCAGCAAAUCUCGUGACAAACGCUAAAAAUGCCCUGAUAGAGCUUCCUACACCAGCGACGUUCGGUUGGUUAGAUAGCACCGUAGCACUUCAUUGGCUUCUCGGAAACGGUUCAUACAAACAGUUCGUCGCGAAUCGCGUACGGAAGAUAAGAGAGCACACUGAGAUCCAGUGGAGGUACGUGCCUUCAGAAAAGAAUCCUGCAGACAUCGCCAGUCGAGGUGGAACUAUCGCUGACAACUCGUGGUUGUGUGGCCCAGAUUGGCUUGCCGAUCCUCGCCGCUGGCCAGAAAACCGAGUAGCAAAGAAAUCGCCUGCAUCUGAGGUCGAAGCCCAAGUCAUGAAGGAAGUGCUUAGCGUCGCACAUGAAAGAGACAACGAUCUGAAGAACGACCCCUUCGAGAACCUUCUCCGACGUCACGACCUGCUGCGAGCACUCCGAAUAACUGCCUGGGUACGCCGCUUUACGACGAAGCGUCAUCGUAAGGGCCCUUUGUCGGUUGAUGACAUAAGAGAAGUUCGAAACUGGUGGAUCAAACGGGAACAAGCGAGAGACUCCCUAAGUCCCCACUUCGAACAUACAAAGCAGACCCUCAACCUAGUCGAGAAUCAACACGGGAUUCUAGAGUGCCGCGGAAGAAUCAAAGGACAUUACCCCAUAUACCUUCCAACCAACUCCGAGUUCACCAAGAGACUGGUGCAGAGAUACCACGUAGAAACCCUUCAUGGCGGCGUGGGGUUAACGAUGGCAGCAGUGCGCGAGAAUUAUUGGGUUCCAACUCUAAGACGCUUAGUGAAGGUCGUUCGGUCAAAGUGCUAUGGCUGUAAGCGAUUUACAACAACGGCGAUCGUGAAACCAAUGCCAGGAGAUCUACCCAAAGACCGAACCACCGGCGGAACGGCGUUCGAAGUGAUCGGCACGGACUUCGCGGGUCCUAUUCGGUAUAAACGUUCCAAUAAACGCGAAAGCAAGAGCUACCUAGUCAUCUUCUCAUGUAGUUUGUCGAGGGCGGUCCAUCUCGAGCUGAUGAGAAACCUCGAAACGACAUCUUUCAUUCCUUGCUUUAAACGACUCGUCGCACGACGCGGGCGCCCGAGAACCAUCUACUCUGACAAUGGAACUACGUUCGUCAAGGCCUCGAAGUGGUUGAAGCAAAUAAGGAACGACGAACGUGUGCAAGGUCUUUUGCAACAGUACGACGUGUCGUGGAAAUUUAACCUGAGCAGAGCCCCGUGGUGGGGUGGUCAGUUCGAGCGAUUGAUCGGUGUUGUAAGGAACGCUAUGUAUAAGGUGAUUGGCGGAGCGACGCUGACGUGGUCGGAAUUGAUCGACGUUCUGCUGGAUGUAGAAAUCCAAAUAAACCGACGACCGCUUAGCUACAUGGAAGACGACGUGGAACUACCAGCCCUAACCCCUUGCACAUUCUUAUUCCAACGAACCAGUGAGCUACCUGAAAGUGAACCAUGGCGGAUCGACGAUGAAGACCUAAGAAAGCGAGCGAAAUAUUUAACGACGUGCAAGAAUAGCUUGUGGAGGAGAUGGCAACGCGAAUACCUGACGGCGCUCCGAGAACGUCACAGCCUGGUCCACAAAACGCAGAAAUACGAGGUUUCUGAAGGGGACGCGGUAAUCGUAAAGACAGACGACAAGAAUCGAGGAAAAUGGCCACUGGCGAUAGUGGUAAAAUUAUUUCCAGGAUCAGAUGGUCGGACGAGAGCCGUUCAGCUCAAAACGAAGAAUGGAGUGAUAGAAAGACCCGUCCAACAUCUUUAUCCUCUGGAACUCCAGUGUGAUACAAAAGGGAACGCAAAGAAAGCUCAAGACAAAUUGAACCCGGACGCCCGAGCGUUCACACCUAAAACAGCGGCUGCCGCAGAUGCCCAAGCGAAAAUAACCGCCAUAGCUGAAUGCGAAGAAGACAUUUGA